Molecule: messenger RNA, 1521 nt
Organism: Dentiscutata heterogama
Lineage: Eukaryota; Fungi; Glomeromycota; Glomeromycetes; Diversisporales; Gigasporaceae
Source: the annotation of a GenBank genome assembly
AUGGUUACAUCGCAUAAGAAAAAAAGAUUUUCACUGUUUAGCUCUCAACCAAGUUCUCCAGUUCAGACACCAAUCCUCGGAUCGUCACUUAAUAGUUAUUUCCCAGGACAACCAAUUCGAAAUGAUAAAACAUUGAGUCUGAAUGAUGUUCAAAAAGCAGUCGAAAAUCUUGAACGUCUGGUUUCAGAUGCCGGAAAUUUUUGUGAUUUGGUUGAUAGACUUGCAAAAGCCUCUAAAACUUUUAGCAAAUCUCUCAAGGAAUAUGGAAAUAGUAAGGGGAUGGAUAAUUCUCAUGUUAUGUGUCUUCAAGCUGCGUCUCAAUUUUAUGAAAAUUAUUCCGAUGCUCAAAACAAGUCGAGUAAACAUCUACAAAAAGAAUUCGAGACAUUACAAAAAUUCUGGGAAAAAUAUUCAAAGAAAGUUGCUAAAGAAGAAAAAGCAUUUGAAAGUGUUAAUGAGCCAUAUAAACAAAUAAAAAAAAUUGAUACUGAUUAUGAAAAGAAAUCAAAGAAAGAUAAUAAAGCAAUUUCAGAAGCUCAAGAGAAAUAUAUUACCUAUAAAAAUCAUGUUGCAAAGCGAGAAAAACAAGCUCAUGGCCUAGUCAUGCAGAUAAUUUGUCGGAUAACAGAUGGUCAAUUCACCUUGUUUAAUGAGUCAUUAAAAAAAUGUGGAGGAAUUGUUACAAAGAUAAAUGAAUGGUCUGCAUUUGCUACAAUGGGGAUCCCUGCUCCUCAAGAAAUUGAUAAUAUUUUGGAAGAGCAGAUUCGAUCACCAAUCGAAGAUACAUCCGUACUUUCACGCAAGUUAUCGCGAAAAUAUUCACAUCGUAUAUCAAAAUCAAUUGCAUCUAUAUCAGAUAUGCAAUUAGCUGCAAUGAAUUAUACGCCAUCAAAUACUUCGACUCCUUUAAUUGAAGAACCUGAAAAUAAUCUUUCUCAAUCUUUAAAUUCUCUACAAUCAACAGAAAUACAAAUUCCACGCAUUAAUGCUACAAAAUCAGAACACUCAUCUCCUAUAAAUAUUCUUCAUCAUGAACCAAUAAAAAGAAAUAUUGUGAUGAAUGAAAAAACAUCGAGAAAUCGUUUAUCUCUUCCAAUUUGUCCUACAUUUUCUUCUAAUAUUAAACCUUCAGCUCAAGAUUUAAUAUCAAAAAUCUCUAUUGGUAUAGAUGAAAAUGACGCGCCAUUCUUUAGGGAUUAUGGUGAUUAUGAUAUACGUAAUAUUCACCAAAUUGCAAAAACAUCAUCUUUAACAGGAAAUGAAGUUAAAAGGCCGAAUGAUCAAAUCAACGAGUUGCUCUCUGUAGAUAAUUUUAAUGCCCAUACAAAUUUAAGUAUUGAUACAGAAAUUGGAGAUCCUGAAAUUAUUUCUGGUGCACAAUGUGAUGACACACUUGACAAUGAAGAAAAUGAAAACUCAAGUAACAAAAAAGUUAACAAAAAAUAUAGUUUUGAAACCCAAUAUUUAGUUCAUUCAUUUCCGAUUAAUCUUCCUGUCCGCACACCACCUUAUUCGCCUUCA